Cucurbitaria berberidis CBS 394.84 is the source of this 525-nucleotide messenger RNA. RefSeq lists its product as uncharacterized. The coding region runs from base 1 to 525 and encodes 174 amino acids. The record is from RefSeq and is a predicted model, not a curated record. Lineage: Eukaryota; Fungi; Ascomycota; Dothideomycetes; Pleosporales; Cucurbitariaceae. The transcript has a single exon.
AUGGACAACGAAGCAGCAACCGGACAGCCCAAAAGCCACUCGAAAACAGGUGUCACGUUCCGUGCUGCACAUCUGGAUGUUAUGGUAGACCUCAAUAAUCCCCGUCCUCCGGUCAGCGAAACAUUUUAUUCUCUCCGCCAGCAAGUCAACACUACGUGGCAUGAACUCGAAGCAGCGGAAGGCCAUCUUGUUGCCCUCGAUGACACAAUCGACGCAGAAAUGUUAAGCUACGUUUCGGCAAACCAAAAAGCCACCAUGCAACAAGUAUGGGCAGAGAGGUAUCGCAUCACUAUCCAAAAGUAUGCGCCGGCGAUUGAUGAGGCAGAAAAGUGUUGUAGCGAGCUCACGGGCGGUAUUCAGGCCUUAGAAAAGGCAGCACAUGGAGAAUCGCAGACGCUGGAGGGACAGGCCACUUUGGAGAUUGAUAUUGAUGUGAUGAGAAAUUGCUUGGAUACGACUAAGAACAUUAUUGAAGCAGGAAGAGCUCAGCUGGAGCAAGCGAGGUCGAGACCGGCAGGCACAUGA